GAGAUCUAACCCAUUACUUUCCCGUUCGAUAGAAGUAUGAAGUUGUAAUUCAUUCCACAGCCCCAAAUCGGUGCUUGUCUACCAAUACAAACAAACACACCCCGCCUUAGGGUUUAACCCCCUUUCUCUCUUCAAAACCCAAUCUUCUCCUCCUCCUCCAAACCCUAGAAAUCAAAUUAAAUUCCGAACAAUGAGCUACGCAGCGUUCAAAAUGAUGCACUCUCCUACCGCAAUCGAGACCUGCGCAUCAGGUUACAUCACACACUCCAACCAACUCCCUAAACUCCCUUCUAUUCAGACCGAAGACUCCGAUUGGCUUUCGAUUAAGCCAAAUGUCACCGCUUCGAUACCGAAUUUAGUUGUCACCGCUGCGAAUGUUCUCGAAGUUUACGUAGUUAGAGUUAGUGAGGAUAGUGGUGGUAGUGGUAAGGGGAGUGUUGUGGACAAGCGCGGUGGCGUAAUGGAUGGCGUUUCCGGUGCUUCGCUUGAGCUUGUUUGUCAUUACAGGUUACACGGCAAUAUUUACUCCAUGGCUAUAUUGCCUUGUGGGGGUGCUGAUGGCAGAAGGAGGGAUUCUAUAAUACUUACAUUUGAUGAUGCAAAGAUAUCCGUAUUAGAAUUUGAUGAUUCAGUCCAUGGAUUGCGCACAAGUUCAAUGCAUUGUUUUGAGGGUCCAGAAUGGCUUUAUUUGCGAAGAGGUAGAGAAAAUUUUCCCACAGGACCACUGGUAAAAGUUGAUCCGCAAGGAAGAUGCGCUGGGGUGCUUGUUUAUGGCUUACAAAUGAUAGUCCUCAAGGCCUCUCAGGCUGGUGGUUUUGUUGGUGAUGACAGUACACUAGGUGCUGGAGGUGCUUCCUGUGCUCGUAUUGAAUCGUCGUACAUAAUCAGCCUGAGGGAUAUGGAAAUGAAGCAUGUAAAGGAUUUUGUUUUUAUAAAUGGUUAUAUUGAGCCCGUAUUGGUUAUUCUAUAUGAACAUGAGCUUACUUGGGCUGGAAGGGUCUCCUGGAAGCACCAUACCUGCGGCAUUUCAGCACUUAGUAUUAGCACGACUUUGAAGCAGCAUCCAUUAAUAUGGUCAGCAAGUAAUCUUCCUCACGAGGCAUACAAGCUUCUUGCUGUGCCCUCUCCAAUUGGUGGUGUUAUUGUUAUUAGCACGAAUUCUAUUCAUUAUCAUAGCCAGUCAGCAUCAUGUAUUUUGGCUUUAAACAACUUUGCAGUGUCUGUUGACGGCAGUCAAGAGACAACAAGAUCAAAUUUCAGUCUGGAGCUAGAUGCUGCUAAUGCGACUUGGUUAUCAAAUGACGUAGCUAUGCUUUCAACAAAAACUGGGGAACUGCUUCUGCUGAAACUUGUUUAUGAUGGACGGGUUGUCCAAAGACUUGAUUUGUCCAAGUCUAAAGCUUCAGUGCUUACUUCAGGUAUCACAACUAUUGGAAAUUCAUUAUUUUUUCUGGCUAGUCGGCUGGGAGAUAGUUUGCUUGUGCAGUUUACAUCUGGUGUAGGUGCAUCUACGUUGCCUCCUGGUAUGAAAGAAGAGGUUGGAGAUAUUGAUGUUGAUGUUCAUCAAGCAAAGCGAUUAAGAAGGUCCUCUUCUGAUGCUUUGCAAGACAUGGUCAAUGAUGAGCUUUCUUUGUAUGGUUCAGGUCCAAAUAAUGCAGAGUCAACCGAGAAAAUAUUUUCGUUUACUGUCCGAGAUUCUCUGAUCAAUGUUGGCCCUCUGAAAGAUUUUUCUUAUGGUUUACGAAUUAAUGCUGACCACAAUGCAACUGGUAUUGCUAAACAAAGUAAUUAUGAACUGGUAUGCUGUUCCGGCCAUGGAAAGAAUGGGGCUCUCUGCGUGCUUCAAAAAUCAAUUCGACCUGAAGUAAUCACUCAAGAACCUAUACCUGGUUGCAAGGGACUAUGGACUGUUUAUCACAAGACCUCGCGCAGUCAUACUAUUGAUUCUUCCAAGAUGGCAUCUGAUGAUGAUGAAUAUCAUGCAUAUCUGAUUAUUAGUCUGGAGAAUCGUACUAUGGUACUACAAACAGUCAACAAUCUAGAGGAGGUUACUGAAAGUGUCGAUUAUUAUGUGCAAGGAAGUACUGUUGCUGCUGGAAAUCUUUUCGGACGGCUUAGAGUAAUACAAAUCUAUGCUCGUGGUGCUCGAAUUCUUGAUGGUGCUUUUAUGACUCAGGAGCUGAACUUUAAGGCUCCAAACUCUGAAUCUGGUUCAGGGUCUGAGAGUCCAACAGUAUCAUCGGUUUCUAUAGCCGAUCCUUAUGUGCUUCUAAGAAUGAAUGAUGGAAGUAUUCAGCUUAUUGUUGGAGAUCCUUCGUCUUGCACGGUCUCUACCAGCUUCCCAGCAGUAUUUGAAAAUUCGAAGAAAUCGAUAGCAUCGUGUACACUUUAUCACGAUAAAGGUCCAGAACCAUGGCUUCGAAAAACUAGUACCGAUGCUUGGCUUUCAAGUGGUGUAGGGGAGGCAAUUGAUGGCUCUGAUAGUACACUUGAUCAGGGUGAUGUAUACUGUGUUGUUUGUUAUGAAAGUGGUAUCCUCCAAGUAUUUGAUGUACCCAACUUUUGCUGUGUGUUCUCUGUGGAUAACUUUGAAUCAGGGAAGGCCUACCUUGGUGAUACUUUUGUUCAGGAAUCAGCUAAUGAUUCUCAAAAUCAUCUGAGAAAGAAUUCCGAAGAGACUGAAAACGGUAGGAAAGAGAAUAACCAGAGGAUCAAGGUUGUAGAAUUGGCCAUGCAUAGAUGGUCGGGGCAACAUAGUCGUCCUUUCCUUUUUGGAAUCCUGACCGAUGGGACUGUUCUUUGUUACCAAGCUUACUUGUAUGAAGGUUCAGAAAGUUCUGUUAAAAUUGAGGAAAUUGUUCCGGUGCAUGAUUCUGUUAACCUUAAUAAUGCAAGUAGUUCUAGAUUGAAAAAUUUGAGAUUUGCCCGUGUCCCAUUAGAUACAUAUAUAAAGGAAGAGAUAUUGCCUGAAACUCCAUCUCCAAGAAUUACAACGUUUAAGAAUGUUGGUGGGUUCCCAGGAUUGUUCAUAGCUGGGUCAAGGCCGAUUUGGUUUAUGAUAUUUAGAGAACGACUUCGGAUUCAUCCACAGUUAUGUGAUGGACCCAUUGCUGCCUUCACCAUUCUGCACAAUGUUUACUGUAAUCAUGGGAUAAUCUAUGUUACACAACAGGGUACAUUGAAAAUUUGUCAACUUCCGUCUUUAUUAUGCUAUGACAACUAUUGGCCAGUACAAAAGAUUCCAUUGAAGGGCACUCCCCACCAGGUCACUUAUUUUGCUGAGAAGAAUUUGUACCCACUUAUUGUAUCAGUUCCAGUUGUUAAGCCAUUAAAUCAAGUCUUGUCAUCUUUGGUUGAUCAAGAAGCUGGUCAUCAGAUUGAACAUGAUAAUUUCUCUUCUGAUGGAACCUACGCAGUAGAAGAAUUUGAGGUUCGGAUCCUGGAACCAGAGAAGUCUGGUGGUCCCUGGCAGAUCAGGGGUACGAUUCCCAUGCAAAGCUCUGAAAAUGCGUUAACUGUUCGCGUGGUUACUCUAUUUAAUACAACAACUAGAGAAAAUGAAACACUUUUGGCCAUUGGGACUGCCUACGUACAAGGGGAGGAUGUUGCUGGACGAGGGCGUGUACUCCUGUUCUCUGUAGAGAGAAUUGCUGAGAGUUCUCAGACUACGAUUUCCGAGGUUUACUCCAAGGAGUUGAAAGGUGCUAUAUCUGCCGUAGCUUCACUUCAAGGUCAUCUGUUGAUAGCUUCUGGUCCAAAGGUUAUUUUACACAAGUGGACGGGUUCUGAUCUGACCGGGGUCGCCUUCUACGAUGCUCCCCCUCUCUAUGUCGUGAGCUUAAAUAUUGUGAAGAAUUUCAUUCUUCUUGGGGAUAUUCACAAGAGCAUAUACUUUCUCAGUUGGAAGGAACAGGGAGCUCAACUUACUUUAUUGGCCAAAGAUUUUGGCUCACUUGAUUGUUUCGCGACAGAAUUUCUAAUCGAUGGGAGUACUCUUAGCUUAACAGUUUCAGAUGAUCAAAAGAAUGUACAGAUAUUCUACUAUGCACCCAAGAUGUCAGAGAGCUGGAAAGGACAAAAACUUCUUUCUCGAGCUGAGUUUCAUGUUGGUGCUCAUGUUACCAAGUUUCUGAGGUUGCAGAUGCUUCCUACACCUGAUCGAACCAAUGCUGCUGCAGUCCCUGACAAGACAAAUCGUUUCGCUCUUUUAUUUGGGACUCUGGAUGGCAGUGUCGGAUGUAUUGCACCUCUAGAUGAAUUAACAUUUCGUAGACUUCAGUCCUUGCAAAAGAAACUUGUUGAAUCUGUGCCACAUGUUGCUGGAUUGAAUCCAAGAUCUUUUCGUCAAUUCCAUUCGAAAGGAAAGGCUCACCGGCCUGGUCCAGACAGCAUAGUUGACUGUGAACUUCUUUGUCAGUUUGAAAUGCUUGUAUUGGAGCAGCAGCAUGAGAUUGCUAAUCAGAUAGGGACAACACGUUCACAGAUUGUGUCAAAUUUAAAUGAUCUUGCUCUUGGUACAAGUUUCUUAUGAGGAACAGCCUGUUAAAUGACAAACUGCAGGGAAUUAGCGUGACAAAUUAGGUAGACCACUGACGGGCUAUAUACCCUAGCUUCUUGUUUGUAAAUUGUGAUGAAAUCUCUGCAGAACUGUAAUUGGUUGGCCUUCUCUCUCAUCUAGCUGGCUAAUAGCAUUUGUUGUAGAACAUAUGGUGUAAUUAUUCUUUAUCAUACAAUUAGAAUUCUAGAGGUAGUGCUAGACCUGGAAUUAGAGCGAAAACGUGUACCUUUAGAUAUAUUGUGCAAGUUUGUUGUAGAAUCAUAGUAAAGACUUGUCUCGUUGAUUGUAUUGAGUUGAGAAUAGAAAGAAGAUUUCAAAUUUUAUUUUCAAAUAACAAGUCUUAGUUUAAUUA
Messenger RNA from Daucus carota subsp. sativus, 4910 nucleotides. RefSeq names its product cleavage and polyadenylation specificity factor subunit 1. The record is from RefSeq and is a predicted model, not a curated record. The transcript is spliced from 26 exons. Gene Ontology annotation, cellular component: nucleus. NCBI's taxonomy places the organism in Eukaryota, Viridiplantae, Streptophyta, Magnoliopsida, Apiales, Apiaceae. Gene Ontology annotation, molecular function: nucleic acid binding; protein binding. Bases 191 to 4531 code for a protein of 1446 amino acids.